Acanthochromis polyacanthus (spiny chromis) is the source of this 1448-nucleotide messenger RNA. RefSeq names its product gap junction delta-4 protein-like. Gene Ontology annotation, cellular component: connexin complex. The transcript is spliced from 2 exons. Gene Ontology annotation, biological process: cell communication. The record is from RefSeq and is a predicted model, not a curated record. The coding region runs from base 1 to 1167 and encodes 388 amino acids. Lineage: Eukaryota; Metazoa; Chordata; Actinopteri; Pomacentridae.
AUGAGGAUGAUGGGAGCAAAAGACAUAUUAUUCGUCACCAUCAGUCAGAAUGUGUCUUUUGUUGGCAAAAUCUGGUGGAUGUUGAUGCUGGUUUUCCGUCUUCUCGUCCUCCUGCUCGCUGGCUUCACCCUCUUCAGCGACGAGCAGGAGAGAUUUAUCUGCAACACCAUCCAGCCGGGCUGCUCCAAUGUUUGCUUUGACAUAUUUGCUCCUGUAUCCGUCCUCCGUCUCUGGCUCCUCCACCUCAUUCUUCUCUGCCUUCCCCAUUUAAUUUUUGCAACCUACAUCAUGCAUAAAGUUCUGUCGCGUCCCUAUUUCGGGGGUUUCUAUUGCGACAGGAGUCGAGGAGGUUCUCCUUUCACCCUCGACAACUCAAACUCCUCGAGAGAACUGUCGUUGCAUAAAGCCUCACUUGAACGUGAACUGGCAGCACCACGUUUCUGCUGCGCUUACUUGUUAGUAGUAAUUUUACGGAUACUUCUCGAAGCUGUUUUCGGUUCCGGCCAGUUUCUUCUCUUUGGUUUGUCUAUCCCAAAGAGUUUCUUCUGUUAUGAAGCUCCCUGCACAUCUGGGGUGGAAUGCUACAUCUCCAGACGCACUGAGAAGACCUUGAUGCUCAACUUUAUGCUCGGCGUUGCAGUUUUGUCCAUUCUGCUAAGUCUGGUCGACCUAUUGAGCUCUGUGAAGGCGAUGGUGAGGUGGAGGAAGAAGAAGGAGAUGCUGAUGGAGGAGAUGAGUAAGGGGGAACAAAGCAGUAUGUUCACAGCCACGACCCUGACAGAAGAAGACGUCAUUUUAACCAGGAGAGUCAGCCGAAGUGGAAGCUCGAAGAUGAAUGGUGCUGCUGUUGUGCCAACUGGUGAGCUUUACCACACUAAAGUGACUGGUGUACUCGAAGCAAACGAAUCUGCUGACGAGAGAAGCCCAGAAAGCAAAGAGGGAGAAGUGGAGAUGCCUGACAUGAUCACUCCAACACCAACUCACUAUGUAAUUCACAGCCAUUCGAGACCUGCGAUAUCCCCUCGGCCAGAUAACGCACCAUUACCAAACCCGAGAGCAACAACACCUAUAGGUGUCAAAAAGAUGGCCCAGUUCACUGCAGCUGGCAGCAGCUCAGGACAACAGUCUGAUAGCAGUGGAUCCCAGGACAAGAGAGCCUGGGUGUAAUGGACUGAGGCCCUUUAUCACCGUCACUGGACGAAAACACUUCUCGCAAACCCUGAUGUUCUUCUUCAUAUCUAUUUUUAUUGCAUGAAUAAAUAGGACUAGCUAAAGAAUAUUUUAUUUACAGUGGAUUAAAUUAUGUUACUAAAAUGUGCAAUAUGAAAAGAGAAGUGAUAAACCUGCAGAAAAUGUUCAUCAAACUAUAACAGAUCUGUUAUAGUUAUAUCCUCGUUCAGCUGGUUGGUUUGGUUUCUGGUCUUCAGUCUCUCAAACUAUUAUUUAUU